GCUCACUCCACGAUUUUGAAGCACCGUAUCACGGGUAGACUAAGAAAAAUUACCCUGGUGUUGCUUAUUUCCAUGUGGUUCGGUUUCUUUUAAGAAAAGGCAAGGGAUUAUGUCAAAAGCAGCAAAAGCAACAUUAUUGGCAUCUGUAUUAUUUUGUGGUGCUUCCGUAGUGGGCGUACAUUACAUUCAAAAUACAGAAAAGGAGAAUCUUAGAGCAGGUGUACUGCGCGAUGAAGAGAGAAGACAGAAAAAAGAACAGCAGCGCAACAAUAUGAAGGAGCUGAAAGAACAGCGAGAAUUACACGAGGCAUUGUUGAAAACACAGGAAGUGUCAAAAAUACCAUCGAAUGAAGCGACGACAGAAGACGUCGACUGACGUAGAUGAGCCUUAUAUAAUGAAUAUGAGGGAAAAAGCAUCCAAAUAAAUGAAUGAAUC
Mycotypha africana is the source of this 436-nucleotide messenger RNA. RefSeq lists its product as uncharacterized. The coding region runs from base 110 to 376 and encodes 88 amino acids. Gene Ontology annotation, biological process: mitochondrial respiratory chain complex IV assembly. The transcript is spliced from 2 exons. NCBI's taxonomy places the organism in Eukaryota, Fungi, Mucoromycota, Mucoromycetes, Mucorales, Mycotyphaceae. Gene Ontology annotation, cellular component: mitochondrion. The record is from RefSeq and is a predicted model, not a curated record.